Molecule: messenger RNA, 1038 nt
Organism: Trematosphaeria pertusa
Lineage: Eukaryota; Fungi; Ascomycota; Dothideomycetes; Pleosporales; Trematosphaeriaceae
Exons: 4
Coding region: 1-1038 (345 amino acids)
Source: RefSeq, a predicted model, not a curated record
AUGGGGUCAUAUUCCAAGCGGCUCUAUCAGCUCAAGAAUCACCGCCAGAUAUCCUUGGUCGUGGUCCCUACCGUUUUCACUGCGCUCGCACUUGUUUUCACUGGUCUACGUAUCUACGCCAGGCGCCUGAAACGCGCGAAGGUACUUGCAGAUGACUACCUUUGCAUCGCAGCAUGUAUUCUCGCACUAGUGUCACUUGGAAAUAACACCUCCAUGGUGCUAGCUGCAGGCGGAGGCAACUCUGUCAAGGAUCUGAAGGACCCAAAUGAUCUUAUUCUCUGGUCGACGCUUAUCGUCUUUUCAUUCAUUAUCUGGAUAUCUUCAAUGCUGGUCUUACAGUUCGCCAUUCUGUUCCUAUAUCAGCGUCUAUUCUGGGUCGUAGACUGGUUCCGGCGGUCUUGCUACGUCCUGAUGGCUCUAGUCGUUGCCUGGUCCAUCGCUACCCUCGUCGGCGAACUCACCAUCUGCGCGCCCACGCGCAAACUGUGGAACCCAAAGUCUCCAGGUAAAUGCGGUGAUACGCACAAACUGUGUCUUUCUACCGGUAUGCUCCACGCAAGUUUCGACCUCGCCAUCCUGAGCAUCCCGAUGCCCUUAGUCUGGAAGCUGAAGAUUAGCGUUGGGAACAAAGUCUUUCUUACCUUUCUGCUGCUUUGCGGCAUAUUCACUACGAUCUCCGCUGUACUCCGCGUCUCAUGCCUCUUCAACCUCAGUGGCUUCGACACCGCUGACAUGCCAAAACACAUGUGGCUUCCACUUAUCUACCACUGCAUGGAGAUUCCCGUCGCUAUCAUCUGUUGCUGCAUACCCACCCUGGCUCCGGUCAUCGAAAAAGUCAAGCUCUCCCCGUUCGGCGUAUAUUUUCGGAAUCUUUUCAGUCGUGGGCUUUCCAAGGAGUCAAAUGCUGCGGAAAACAGAAACCGAGAUCUCGCUAGGUUUGGGAGGGAUCAUAAGAGUGAGACAGCUCUGAAUGGGUGCGGACACGUUGACGAGGUCACCCUCGAAAUCUACGACAUUGGUGUCAAGCAGACCAAGUGA